Pseudoliparis swirei is the source of this 2670-nucleotide messenger RNA. RefSeq names its product XK-related protein 8. Gene Ontology annotation, cellular component: plasma membrane. The record is from RefSeq and is a predicted model, not a curated record. Lineage: Eukaryota; Metazoa; Chordata; Actinopteri; Perciformes; Liparidae. The transcript has 3 exons. The coding region runs from base 232 to 1497 and encodes 421 amino acids. Gene Ontology annotation, biological process: apoptotic process involved in development; engulfment of apoptotic cell; phosphatidylserine exposure on apoptotic cell surface.
GUGUUUACACAGGGUUAACUACACCAGGCGCUGCUCCUUUAAGGUGUUGCGUAACCCUCUAGGAGGGGCCGCCUGUGUCUGAACGCUGAAUCUUUGCGCCGUCAGUCGUCCGCUCCUCUCCUCCAACUCCGUAAAAAAGCAGAAUGUAAACCCUCAAGCCGGCAGAUAGUGUGAGAAAGAGUGGGAGUGUGUGUGUGUGUGUGUGUGUGUGUGUGGGGGGGGGGGGGCACUAUGAGUGUGUUCAAGUACUCCCCCGUGGACUUCCUCUUCAUUUGUGUGGGUCUGCUGCUCCAGCUGCUGGACGUCGUGCUGGACGCGGUGGCCUUGGUGUCCUUCUACCAGGAGGGGGCGUACUGGAGCCUCGGCGUCCUGCUGCUGUUGCUCAUGGGCUCCUCGGCGCUGGUCCAGGCCUUCAGCUGGCUGUGGUACAGCGACCCGGACUCUGACCCCCGGCACACCCGGGUGGAGAAGUGGCCGAGCCGGGGCACGCUCAGGCUGCUCCACCUGCUGCAGCUGGGAGUCUACCUCAGGCACGCCGGCGUGGUGGAGGCGUCCCUGUGCAGCUCGGGGGUCGGCGACCCCGCGGGCGUGGCCGUGAGCCUGAGCCACGACCUCAGCAUGCUGCGGCUGUUCGAGGCGUUUUCAGAGAGCGCCCCGCAGCUCGUGCUCAUGCUCGCCAUCACGCUGCGGAGCGGCGAGCUCGACCCCGUCACAGUGCUGAAGGCCGUGGGCUCGGCCUCGGCGGUGGCCUUCAGCGUGACCAUGUACCACCGCUCUCUGCGCUCCUUCCUUCCCGACAAGGAGAAGCAGCGCGCGGCGUCGUCGGCGCUCCACUUCCUGUGGAACCUCCUCCUCGUCUCCUCCCGCCUCGCCGCCCUCGCCCUCUUCGCCUCGGCGCUGCCGUGCUUCAUCUUCGCCCACUUCCUGUGCUCCUGGGCGCUCCUGCUGCUGGCGGCGUGGCGGUCCCAGACGGACUUCAUGGACGGCCCCGGUGGCGAGCGUCUCUACCGCGGCGCCGUGGCCCUCGUCUGGUACUUCGACUGGUUCAACGUGGCGGAGGGGCGGACGCGGCGCCGGGCGCUGCUGUACCACGGCUACGCGCUGGCGGACGUGUCCGCGCUCUGCGGCCUGUGGUGCUGGACGGUGAGCGCCCGGCCGCCGCGUUUCGAAAUCCCGCCCCGGAGCGCCGUGGCCGUCGCCGUCGCCGUGGUUGCGGCCUACGUCCUCGGCCUCCUGCUGAAGAUGGUCUACUACAAGUGGUUCCAUCCCAACGUGGCCAAGGACGAGCUGAGGGGCGUCGCCGACGACACCGACUGCCGCGCGCGGCCAGAGGCGGACGCCGAGGUGCCGAGGGUUCGAUUCCACGGCGUCCCCGAGGCCUUCGGCCUGAGGAGCGACGGCGACGUGACGGAUCGCGGCGGGCCGAGCGCCGUGGCGCCCGACGCCACGCGCUGCAACAAGAGGAUGAGGAAGUUGGCCGAGAACUUCUACUCCUGACCCGCGUCACGUGACCACCGGACUGAGUCAUACGUCACGUGACCUCAGGACCUCAGGGUGUUAUGUGACGGGCUGUGACUCGCUGCCCGGCGACCAGAUUCAACCUCACGAGUCACGACCGCUGAACGCACCGUCACCACGAUGUGAACCGAGAGCUGACCAUGUUUUUGUCUUUUUUAUUCUAAAGGACGGGAUCAGUUUGUCUGUGGUACAUUUUAAAUAGAUGUAUUUAUGUUGCUGUAACUCAUCGUGUCUGUGAUGAGAUUCUCAUUUUUUACAGCAGUUGAAACAAUCGGGGACAAAACCACACCAUUUUAUUUUAACUCUAAAUCUGUCCUUCUGUACACAUGACAUCUAUUGCAUCUGUCCAUCCUGGAGAGGGAUCCUCCUCUGUUGCUCUCCUCCAGGUUUCUUCCCUUUUUUUCCCCCUGAAGGGUUAUUUGGGAGUUUUUCCUGGUCCGAUGUGAGGUUUUGGGGCAGGGAUGUCUAUGUGUACAGAUUGUAAAGCACUCCGAGACAAAUUUGUAAUUUGUGAAAUUGGGCUAUACAAAUAAACUGAAUUGAAACUGAAUUUCAAUAUUUAAAGGAGACGUUUAGGGGCGUGGCCUAUCACAAGAAUAUGGGCGUGGCCUAUCACAAUUAUUACGUUAUCAGCUAACCUCAAUCAUUUUGACAAAUUACUUAUCUUAUGUUUUGUGGACAAGGGCUCGAUCAUCUUUACAUGAAUGAAAUCUUUCGUAUACGGACACAUUCUCAAUAAUUUUUUACAUAAAUUGCCUCAAUAUAUUGUUGGAUUAUAAUAUUUGUUCUUAACAUUCCUGUUCCAAAGAAAUUGUUUAACUCAUUAAAUAUAAAUAUAUAUAUAUAAAUUAUUUUAAGUUCAAGAUUUUACAAAAGUCAAACCUCAUUAAUAUUUAUGAUCUAUAUUUUUUCUUAAACAGCAAUUUAAUGCAUUUACCUUCAGUAUUUACCUCUUAAUGCAAACACACUAGAUUCACUUCAUAGUUAGUGAAGUCUAUAUUUAAUAAAACUUUAGUCUUUGGGGUUCUUGCAACAUUUCUUGUAAACACGGUUUUAAUUUUAAAAAAUCAAAUAAUUAUAUUUAUACUAGAUACGUUUGUUGCUAUGUAAUUGUAUUUUUUUCCCUCCAGUAAUAAAUAGACCGAUACUUGA